Messenger RNA from Asparagus officinalis (garden asparagus), 696 nucleotides. RefSeq lists its product as uncharacterized. NCBI's taxonomy places the organism in Eukaryota, Viridiplantae, Streptophyta, Magnoliopsida, Asparagales, Asparagaceae. The transcript has a single exon. The record is from RefSeq and is a predicted model, not a curated record. Bases 1 to 696 code for a protein of 231 amino acids.
AUGAAAACAUUCACUCUACUACCUCUUGCUGCUCUCGUGGCCAUCUCAGCCUUAGCCCCCUCCUACGCCGUUAUCUACGCCGCCAGCAACAGCGCGAUAGGCACGCCCGGCGGCGACCGCUUCCAGCAGCAAGUCGGGCUCGACUACGCCCUCGACGUCCUGGAAAAAGGGUCGUCCUCCUUUUGGUACGCGUUCGCUCAACGGAACGAAACCGACAGGAAAAAUGUUACGGAGAUAACCGUAACGAUUACCCAGAGCAUGAUCGGUAUAUCCGACAACGUCAACGGUGACAUCCGCGUAAACUCCAAGUACAUUGGAAACUUUUCCGGUGACGUUAAGGAAGAGUUCACCGGCAUUGUGUACUACGAACUUGCACGCGCUUUGCAAUGGGACGGGCAGGGGCAGGCCCCUGCCGGGUUGUUGACGGGCGUGGCGGAUUUCUUCCGGUUGAAAGCCGGAUACGCGCCGAAACAGUGGGUGAGGUUUGGCGAAGGGAUGCGGUGGGACGAGGGUUUCGACGUGACCGCUCGGUUUCUUGAGUACUGCGACGCUGAGUACGAAGGGGUGGUGGUAUUUCUGAAUUCUUGGAUGAAGUUUGGAUAUAGUGCUAAUGUUUUCGGAGAAUGCCCUUUUAUGUUGCGUGUGUGUUUGAACUUGUACGUUUAUGUUGUUUGUACCGAGGAUAUCAGAUUGUGA